This is a messenger RNA of Entelurus aequoreus (snake pipefish), 4205 nucleotides long. It is a transcript of the gene bhlhe40, whose product is annotated as basic helix-loop-helix family, member e40. Gene Ontology annotation, cellular component: nucleus. Lineage: Eukaryota; Metazoa; Chordata; Actinopteri; Syngnathiformes; Syngnathidae. The transcript has 5 exons. Gene Ontology annotation, molecular function: RNA polymerase II cis-regulatory region sequence-specific DNA binding; protein dimerization activity; DNA-binding transcription factor activity, RNA polymerase II-specific. Gene Ontology annotation, biological process: circadian regulation of gene expression; regulation of transcription by RNA polymerase II; regulation of neurogenesis. The record is from RefSeq and is a predicted model, not a curated record. The coding region runs from base 81 to 1463 and encodes 460 amino acids.
GGCACUUGAAAGCACCGUCCGACACGUGAGCUUCAUGUGACUCGACGGCACAGCGUGUGCACGUACGUGCCCGCAGUCACAUGACCUGCACACACACACACACACACACACGCCCAUUAGACACUCACACACACUCCACGGAAGAAGCUCUCCUGCUCAUAACAGUCCGCACCUUAAACGGCGACAACACACUUUGGAGUCCGGGCUGCUCUCCGGGGAACUUUUUAAUUUUCGCGCGUGUUUUUUCCCCCACUCUCUCACUGCAAAAAGUGCAACAACUCUCCACACUUGGAUCGUGUUUUUUUCUUGAAGUAUUUACUUUGAGUUGUAAGAAGUUUAUUGCAGCCAACAUGGAAGGGAUUACGAGGGCGCAACCGCCGCCAUGUGCGGCAAAACACUCCUCACUGGAUAUGACGGACAUGCAAGGAAUGGACUUUCCGAUUUAUGUAUAUAAAUCCAGGAGAGGCAUGAAGCGAGUGGACGAGAACAAGGACACGUACAAGCUGCCGCAUCGAUUAAUCGAGAAAAAAAGGCGAGACAGGAUCAAUGAAUGCAUUGCACAACUGAAGGAUUUGCUGCCGGAGCACCUUAAGCUUACAACGCUGGGUCAUUUGGAGAAAGCGGUGGUGCUGGAGCUCACGCUCAAACACGUCAAAGCCUUGAGUGGCGUGCUGGAGCAGCAGCAGAAGAAGAUCGCGGAGCUGCAGAACGACCUGCAGAUAACUGACCAUGGCGGUGACGGCCCAGAGAUCAGCGAGCAGAUGUUCCGCUCAGGAUUCCAUCUGUGCGCCAAGGAGGUCCUCCACUACCUGGCGGGCCAAGACGCCAGUCGGGACCUGGCGCCGUCCCACGUCAUCAGCCACAUCCACAAGGUCGCUUCCGAGGUCCUCCAGCAGCGAGGCGACGCCGCCCCCCAGAGCUCGGAGAAACCGACGCAAUGUGCCGACCAGGCCCCGAGAUCCGCCGAGGGCGCGGCCAGGAACUGUGUCCCCGUCAUCCGAAGGACUUACCCCAACGGGACGGGGGAGCAGAGCGGCAGCGACACGGACACCGACAGCGGCUACGGGGGCGAACACGACAAGCGCGACGCCAAAGCGCGGUGGUCGGACAGCCGCAGGAAGGACGGGGAAGCGAAACGGACAGUCGACAGCAUCAAGAACGAGGGGGAGGAGCCCGGCGCCAAGAGGACGAGGUUUGACUCCGAAGACGCCCCGACGUCCGGCGGCGGCCCCGGCAGCUACGGGACUUUCUCGCCCAAUCAGCAGCGGCCGCUCUGCCUCCCCUUCUACCUCCUCCCUCCCGCCGCCGCCGCGUACCUGCCCUUGCUGGAGAAGUGCUGGUACCCGGCGGGCAUGCCGGCCGUCUACCCCGGCGUGGCAGACGCGCUGACCAUGGACCCUCCUGUCCUCCACAAAGCUUUCAAACAGCACACCCCGCCUUUAACCUCGGACGCCAAAGAGUAGCAGACCUCCCGCGUUAGCGUGAUGGGACACGAAAGUCGUAGAAGAAGACAAACUGUCACUGGCUGUGCUCAGAUGGCGCUCCGGAACACUGUGGAACCGUGACGACGGGUGUGCUUAAAGGAUUUACUUCUGGUUUUUGGACCACUUUUGUGUUGAAUGUUAACCCAGAAUGUAAGGGACAUAGAAGCCCCGCCCCCAUCCUACAAAAAAAAACUUUAGAGUAGGGAUGUUCCGAUGCUGCCGAUCACGAUACCGACCAUCCAUGAGUAAGAUACCAACACCGAUCACAUGUAUCAACUGUACAUUUUUCUAUUAUAUCAAGUACUAUUGACAGUUUUAACAAUAUCAACCAAAUAUUUCAACUAGUUCUUUAUUCUCUUUUUUUUUUACAUACAAUUGUCAAUAGAGCAAGAUAACUAAACAAUAAUGAAAAACUAUUGAUCGAUUGAAACUUUUAUUAGUAGAUUGCACAGUACAGUACAUAUUCCGUACAAUUGACCACUAAAUGGUAACACCCGAAUACAUUUUUCAACUUGUUUAAGUCGGGCUCUACGUUAAUCAAUUCAUGGUAAACUACUACUAUCUGCUAUUCAUUUAAACCAGGGGUGUCAAACUCAUUUUAGAUGGGGGGGCCACAUGGAGAAAAAUCUACUCCCAAGUGGGCCGGACUGGUAAAAUCACGGCACGAUAACUUAAAAAUAAAAACAACUUCAGAUCUUUGUUUAAAAACAGAACAAGCACAUUCUGUAAAUGUACAAAUCAUAAUGAUGUUGUUGGUGGGGUUUUUUUACACUUAAAUGUUGCGGUUAAUAGUAUUCUAUCUUUAUUUGUUGUUAUUUAUAUGUUUUGAAUAAAUUAUGUCACAAUGUUCAUCAGUCAACUCAUUGGUGUUAAUUUUCAAUCUAUCAAGAUAAAUGACAGUAUGUUAUUUACGUAGUUUGAUCAUUUUCCUCGACCGAUGUACUAACAUCACAUGGUUUAUUUUGCCCAUACCGUAUUUUUCGGAGUAUAAGUCGCACAGGCUGAAAAUGCAUAAUAAAGAAGGAAAAAAACAUAUAUAGGUCGCACUUUUUGGGGGAAAUUUAUUUGAUAAAACCCAACACCAAGAAUAGACAUUUGAAAGGCAAUUUAAAAUAAAUAAAGAAUAGUGAACAACAGGCUGAAUACGUUAUAUGAGGCAUAAAUAACCAACUGAGAAUGUGCCUGGUAUGUUAACGUAACAUAUUAUGGUAAGUCAUUCAAAUAACUAUAACAUAUAGAACAUGCUAUACGUUUACCAAACAAUCUGUCACUCCUAAUCGCUAAAUCCCAUGAAAUCUUAUACGUCCAGUCUCUUACGUGAAUGAGCUAAAUAAUAUUAUUUGAUAUUUUACGGUAAUGUGUUAAAAAUUUCACACAUAAGUCGCACCCCCGGCCAAACUAUGAAAAAAAACUGUGACUUAUAGUCCGAAAAAUACGGUAUGUAACAUAAUCUACAAAGAUACAAAUAAUUGCUAUAGCGACAUCCAGUGGACACAUUUAGAACAGCAGUUUCCUUCAUUCAAAAAUGUCAGUUUUAAUUUUUAUACUUAGCAAACUCGUCCCCACGGGCCUGAUCGGGCCGUACGUUUGACACCCCUGAUUCAAACCCUUUGAGCUUUCUCUCAAGUGUGAAACAUGAGGAGCUUAAGGAUAGCUCAAAGUCCACUUUUGUCCAGGGAAUUAUUCCCCCCAGUUUGUAAACAUUAGCAUUAGCUUGUUGUUUCGAGUUAGCUUAGCGGUUAGCAUGCCUCCUCUUGGCUUUCUCUCAGUGUGAAACAUGUUGAGCUUAAUGAUAGCUCAAAGUCCUCCUGUGUCAGGGAAUUAUUAUAUUAUUAUAUUCCCCCCAGUUUGUAAACAUUAGCAUUAGCUUGUUGUUUCGAGUUAGCUUAGCGGUUAGCUUAGCCGUUAGCUUAGCGGUUAGCAUGCCUGCUCUUGGCUUUCUCUGUGUGAAACAUGUUGAGCUUAAUGAUAAAUGACAACAAUACUUAAAAAUGCAGUUUAUUUGCCGUAAAGGAGGUGGUUAUUAUUAUUAUUAUUGUAUGGCCACACAUAAUUUACAGCUAGUCAGCCAGAGAGGAUCGGUGUUGGUAACCGGCUUUAAAAGGCCUACUUUUUCCACGGAAAUGGUCCCGAUGUAUCGGCACGUCCCUACUACGGAUGUAUUUGCACACAUGAAUGUAAGGAGUACACAGAAAGGCUGUAGAUACCGCUUGUAUAGAUCUACUGAUUUGUGUCGGAGCACACACACACACACACACACAAUAUAUCUCCACUCACCAGGCGGCCGAAGAUCUUGGGGAUCGACCCGUGUCGGCGAAGACUUCAGGGCGUGUUUGAUGAUCAGAACUUGGGGGGUUUUUUUUCAACAUUUGUGUUUCUACUACUUGUACAUCUCUAUUUUUGAUACGUGACCUAAUGAGUGUAUUUGCGGUGGCGGUUGUAGCCAUGUGCUGUAUGCCAGGAGUGUACAAAGCUUUUUUGUUGUUGUUGUUGUUGUUUUCCACCCGUAUCGCAGCUACCCUCAAUUUCCAGUCUGAUAUCAGCUCAUGAUGCCUUUUGACUCAUUUAGUGCGCACACUGAGGAUUGUUAACGUGUUUGCUUUACAUGUGGCAAAGAGAGUGAAUGUAAACAAAGUAGUUUUAUAUGUAGAAGAGGUACUUGGGGAUGAUGUUUUCUUGUCCGCAUUUUGUAAAAUGUUAUUAAAGUAUUAAUAAAGCAGU